Messenger RNA from Scaptodrosophila lebanonensis, 2204 nucleotides. RefSeq names its product stromal membrane-associated protein 1. Lineage: Eukaryota; Metazoa; Arthropoda; Insecta; Diptera; Drosophilidae. The transcript has 2 exons. Gene Ontology annotation, molecular function: GTPase activator activity; metal ion binding. Bases 186 to 1745 code for a protein of 519 amino acids. The record is from RefSeq and is a predicted model, not a curated record.
CUCGUAGACGUACACCUAUUUUUCAUUCAGAGCGAAAUUGGUGUAGUUUUCGUAGAAAAAAUUAAAUGCUGAUGUAAAAACACUAGAUAACCCAUCAAAAUUUCGCUAUCAAAUACACUAAUUUGUAUUAACAAGUGCAACGAGAAGGACUUUGGUGCGGAGGAGGAGACGACAAGUGCAGGAAAAUGAGUAGCAGUACGUCAAGCUUAGGCCGUAAGGACAAGGAUGCGGAACGUACAAAAUUGAUGCAGGAAAAAUGUCAAUCCCUAUUAACGCAAAUGCUUCGAGACGAAGAUAAUAAAUAUUGUGUCGAUUGCGAUGCAAAGGGUCCUCGGUGGGCUUCAUUUAACCUUGGUGUAUUCCUUUGCAUACGCUGCGCGGGCAUACAUCGUAAUCUGGGUGUACACAUAUCGCGUGUGAAGUCUGUCAAUUUGGAUGCUUGGACUCCUGAGCAGGUGAUCUCAUUGCAGCAAAUGGGAAAUUCCAGGGCACGUGCCGUCUACGAGGCUCAGUUGCCGGAUUCAUUUAGACGUCCCCAAACGGACACGGCACUGGAAUCUUUUAUACGUGCCAAGUACGAGCAUAAGAAGUAUAUUGCGUUGGAAUAUCGUGAAAAUUCACCACCAAAAGUGGAUUGGGCUAAAGAGUGGAAGAUUGACGAGGAAUUGGAGCGACAAAAGCGAAAAAAGAAGGCCGCCCAGGGCACUUUGUGUAUAGGUAAUGCCAGUGGUAGCGCUUCUGAUAAACGUGUCUCAACGACAAUUGCAAAAUGUGCUCCACUGCCGGCACCCCUACCUAAGCCCAAACCCAAUCAAGUGGGUGGCAGUAGCCCUAAAGUAACGCAUCGUGUGCAAAACAGUAACAUCAACAAUACUGCCGGCGAAAGUGAUCUUCUAGGCUUGUCAUCACCUACAAAGCCAAUAGCUACUAAUACGGGUGCGCAAGAUCUGCAGAAUGAUAGUUUCAGCAGCUUCCUUAGUGCCAGUAGCAGCACUGGAAUUAUCGGUGUACCCAGCACAACGCCGGAGAAAACGAAUGGAAAUAUUGGCGAUGCCUCUGGAUCGGGUAUGCAAGCGAAUUCAUUGGCCCAAGAGGAGCAGGACUUCUUUAAUCAAGGUUCACUAAGUUGCAAUGAAAAGGAGCAAUCGGGCAAACUGUCAAAAGACAGCAUAUUGGCUUUAUACGGCAAUCCACCUGCGUCUCACAACCAACAGAUGAAUUUCGGCGGCUUCACAGGCAUGGCCCCCGGCGGCUAUAUGCAUCAUCAGCAGCAUCAGCAGGUGCCACAGCAACCACAUCCUCAUCAGUUCAUGACACCACCAAAUUCAGUUAGCAUGUAUAAUGCGCCAGUAAUGGCCGCACCCAAUGCAUUCAGCAGCGCACCCAGCGGCAGUAUGAAUUUAGUUGGUGGCGUCAACUUUGGUGGGCAAUUCCCCAGUUCUGGUGGCAGUCCAUAUGGGGCUAAUAGCAAUCUGGUGGGACAAGCAAGUGGCGCCAAUUUAAUGCAGACCAAUCAAAGCCUUCUAAGUGGAGUUUCUCUUUUCGGUGGUGUACAAUCUCAAGUCAAUCCACAAUCACAACAUCUUGGCGUAGGCAUGAAUGCUAUGCAGCAAAUGGGAAGUGGAGUACCACCACCGUUGGCGGGAGGAUUUUCCACGACAGGAAGCAGUGCAAAUGCCGCGUCAGCGACAUCAAAUCUAAAUCAACAGUUUGGUAACCUAAAUAUCGGUAAUGUUUGGCAAUAAAAACACAGUUAUUAUUUUACACCCUUUAUUUACGGCCUGUGCCUGUCCAUUUGGUGUGCAAGCAGUUGAUUAAUAAUUAAAUAUAAUAUUUGUAACUUGCCGCUAAACCAAUCCAUUGUGUUCUUCAACUUACCUUGGAUUGUACGUAAUAAGUGACUACUGCAUUGGUAGAAGAAUUCCCACACAAACCUGUAUUUGGUGUGCAAGCAGUUGAUUAAUAAUUAAAUAUAAUAUUUGUAACUUGCCGCUAAACCAAUCCAUUGUGUUCUUCAACUUACCUUGGAUUGUACGUAAUAAGUGACUACUGCAUUGGUAGAAGAAUUCCCACACAAACCUGUAUUCAAUAAGCCAUUUGCAAUAAAAAAUAGUUUUCACGUUUGAAAACAGUGCGUAUCCGACCAAAAUUUGUUGCUAUGCACCUAUCAAAAUCCAAUAAAUAUUAAUAAUCGAGAAAAUAAA